AUGCUCCAGGCCUCCAGGGCCCGUCGAGGUCUCGCCCAUGUGGCUUCGCUCCACGCCCAUGACGCCAUGAAGCAGGUUGUCAGGUUCUGGGUGCCAAAAAAGGCCAAAGCUGGUGGGCCAAUCGCUCGGCCAAUCGCUCUGUAUCUGCCGAUCUUUUGCCUUGUUGAGCGAAUGGGAAUUUGCAAUGUGCCUCUUGAAAUCACGACCCUGCCCUCCAGACCCAAACGAAAAACCGAGUCCACAGCACCUCAAGCACCUCAGGGGCCAAGUUCGUGGGCAGCGUGCCCUUUGCCCUUGCACCUCUCCUUUCUCCCCUGUAUCGUGCUCUUCCUCGCACACAGGUCGGCGUUUGUCCCCGAUGCGCCCCCGGAGACGGCUGAGGAAAUGGACAGAGAGAACAGACGCGAGCGCGGUGCGGCUGUUGCUCGUGCUAAAAGCAACACCCGCCCGGUACAUUGGGGGGGGGGGUGGGGAGGGGAGGAAGGCACAAGGGGGCAAUUGGAGGGGAGGAAGGCGAUGCAGAGGAGAAGGCACCCGGACAAAGCCGCUAGGGGCAAGCAAAGGAAAGGAGCACAAGGAACCGCCGAGCCGAGCAGCUUGCCUUCGGGGAUUUCGCAUGGGCCCAGGGGCCAGUGCUGCCCGCGUCUCGAGGAGAGGCUCAUGGUCCAGCCACAGCAGACAGCAGGAACCAUGAAUGACCAGCCCUCACCAUCCGAGGUCGACGAGUCGCCCUUGUCCGGAGGCGCCAUGGAUGGUAGCUCGCAAUCCACCCUUCAGCCCGUCGAAUCUCCCAUCCCCCUCAUACCUCCGCCAUCGUCCGCAGCCACGCAAGACGCGGGACACGACCCCGUGCCUCAACAGACGCCUAGCGCCCGUUCCUCAUGGAGCGCCAGCUCAGGUCGUCAGCCCGGUCACAGCCCCGACCUGUCCGACAGGGUGUUCCCUAUUCGAUCCGUCGUCAGCGUCAACCCCGCCGGUCGAACAUCUGGCGAGCACGGCUACUUCCCACGCAUGCCCGACCAUGGCCAGUACACCGCAGCUCGACCCGACGCCCCGCGCCCGCGCCGCUCCGACUCGGUGUCCCAGCCUGCCGCCUCCGCCGUCACGUCCCCCACCGACGACCGCCAGACCGCGCGAAACCGUCGCAAGCAUACCUCCUCCGGCCCCAUAUCGAGCAUACAAGCCGACGCCGCCCGCCACGCCAACUCGAUGCCCUUGCCCAUCUUUGAAAGCGAUGCUUGCGGCUCCGAGGGGGGCCACUCCUCCCGUCUGGACCGGUCGAACACCAGCCAGCCAUCGCACGCACAGCCGGUUUCGACGCCUGCCGGCUCGGUGCCUGACAGCCACGGGCUCAUCCUGCCGAGGUUCCGCCACGUCACGACGGACGACGGCCACGCCGUCAUUACAGGGCCCGACGCGGUUUUGCAGCACUGCGAGGACGAGCCGAUACAUACCCCUGGCGCCGUGCAGGGCUUUGGCCUUCUGCUGGCCCUUCGCGAAGACCAGGAGGGGGGCUUUUCGGUCCGCUACACCAGCGAAAACUCAGAGCGCAUCAUUGGCUACUCGCCGAAGCAGCUCUUCAACCUGGCAAGUUUUCUCGAUAUUUUGAGCGAGGAGCAACAAGACAACCUCCUCGAUCACAUCGACUUUAUUCGGGAUGAGGAUGCCGAUCCUGCCACCAACGGGCCCGAGGUGUUCAGCUUGACGGUCCGCUCGUCGGGACGAAAGAGCACCAAGCUGUGGUGCGCCAUUCACAUCAAUCCAGCUCAUCCCGACCUCAUCAUUUGCGAGUUUGAGCUCGAUGACGAUCACCUAUACCCUCUACGCCCGGCGGACGGAGGUCGUUCCCGACGGCGCCUGAAGGACACCCUCCGAUCCGACCCCACCAUGGAAGGAAGCUUUCCAGCAGCACCGAGAUACUCAGCAAACCGCUGA
Molecule: messenger RNA, 1935 nt
Organism: Verticillium alfalfae VaMs.102
Lineage: Eukaryota; Fungi; Ascomycota; Sordariomycetes; Glomerellales; Plectosphaerellaceae
Exons: 3
Coding region: 1-1935 (644 amino acids)
Biological process (GO): regulation of DNA-templated transcription
Source: RefSeq, a predicted model, not a curated record